AUGGCUUCGUUCGUGACGGAGGUUCUGGCACACUCGGGGAGGCUGGAGAAGGAGGAUCUGGGCACUCGGAUCAGCCGCCUGACCCGGCGGGUGGAGGAGAUUAAGGGUGAGGUGUGCACCAUGAUCAGCAAGAAGUAUAGUGAAUUCCUGCCUAGCAUGCAAAGUGCACAGGACCUGGUUACCCAAGUGGAUAAGCUAUCUGAGGACAUUGACUUGCUGAAAUCUAGGAUAGAGAGUGAGGUCCGCCGGGAUCUUCAUGUGUCAACUGCUGAAUUUACAGAUUUGAAGCAACAGUUGGAAAGAGACUCGGUAGUUCUGAAUUUGCUUAAACAGCUGCAAGAGUUUUCUUCUGCUAUUGAAGAAUAUAACUGCGCAUUAACAGAGAAGAAGUAUGUUACUGCUGCUCGGUGUCUGGAAGAGGCACAGAAAUGCUUGAAGUUACUAAAAUCCAGAAAAUGCUUUGAUUUAAAAAUGUUGAAAUCUCUCAGCAUGGAGCUCACAAUACAGAAACAGAACAUACUCUAUCACCUUGGAGAAGAGUGGCAGAAGCUGAUUGUAUGGAAGUUCCCGCCAUCAAAAGAUACCAGCAACUUGGAAUCUUGCCUACAAACAGAACUUCAUUUAUGCAUUGAACAAUCUCAGAAAGAAGAGAAGACCCCUGGGCCACCAAUCAGUUCGGUGCUCUUGGCAUUUUCUAUUCUUGGGGAGCUACAAAUGAAGCUUAAAUCAUUUGGUCAGAUGCUGCUGAAGUAUAUCCUUAGGCCUCUGGCAUCUUGCCCAUCCCUUUAUGCUGUGGUAGAAAGCCAGCCUAACAUCAUUAGUAUUCGUUUUGAAUCUGUGAUGACUGACUUGGAACAUCCAUCACCUUCUGAAGUUUUUGCAAAGAUCAGACUAGUACUGGAAGUGCUCCAGAAACACCUUCUAGAUUUACCUCUUGAUACUGAUCUAGAAAAUGAAAAACCAUCUGAGAUCAUAUUGGCUGAGCUGCUCGGUGACAUGAUCUGGCAAGACUUGUCUGAGUGCCUCAUUAAAAACUGUUUGGUUUAUUCUAUCCCAACUAAUAGCAGCAAGUUACAGCAGUACGAAGAGAUCAUACAGUCCACUGAAGAAUUUGAAAAUGCCCUAAAGGAGAUGAGGUUUUUAAAAGGAGAUACUACUGAUUUGCUGAAAUAUGCCCGUAACAUCAAUUCUCAUUUUGCUAACAAGAAAUGUCAGGAUGUGAUCGUGGCAGCUAGAAAUCUAAUGACCUCUGAAAUUCACAACACUGUGAAGAUUACUGCUGAUUCUAAGAUAAGUGUGCCAGACUUACCCAGUCCUCAGAAGGAUGACAAGUCAGCAGUACAGAAAAUGUCCACAACUCAGUACAACGAGGUGGUGAAUUUAGAGCCUGAAAAUACAUUGGACCAACAUUCCUUUUCUUUGCCCACGUGCCGCAUCAGUGAGUCUGUGAAGCAGUUAAUGGAACUCGCCUAUCAGACUUUACUAGAGGCCACAACCAGCAGUGAUCAGUGUGCUGUUCAGCUUUUCUACUCAGUGAGGAAUAUCUUCCAUUUGUUCCAUGAUGUCGUGCCAACAUAUCACAAGGAGAACCUUCAAAAACUGCCCCAGUUGGCCGCCAUUCACCACAACAACUGUAUGUACAUUGCUCACCACCUGCUGACCCUCGGACAUCAGUUCAGACUGCGUCUCGCCCCCAUUCUUUGUGAUGGCACUACCACUUUCGUGGAUCUGGUCCCUGGCUUCAGGAGGCUUGGGACAGAGUGUUUCUUGGCCCAGAUGCGGGCACAGAAAGGAGAACUUCUGGAAAGAUUAUCUAGUGCUAGAAACUUUUCCAACAUGGAUGACGAAGAGAAUUAUUCUGCAGCAAGUAAAGCAGUCCGGCAGGUUCUACACCAGCUGAAGAGACUUGGAAUUGUGUGGCAGGAUGUCCUGCCAGUGAAUAUAUAUUGUAAGGCUAUGGGGACUUUACUCAAUACAGCAGUUUCUGAGAUCAUUGGCAGAAUCACUGCUCUCGAGGACAUCUCUACUGAAGAUGGUGAUAGAUUGUAUUCCUUAUGCAAAACGGUGGUGGACGAGGGACCCCAAGUGUUUGCACCUCUCUCUGAAGAAAGCAAGAACAAGAAAUACCAAGAAGAGGUUCCAGUCUAUGUGCCCAAAUGGAUGCCAUUCAAGGAAUUGAUGAUGAUGUUACAAGCCAGCCUGCAAGAAAUUGGGGAUCGGUGGGCAGAUGGAAAGGGGCCCCUGGCAGCUGCAUUCUCUUCCACUGAAGUAAAAGCUUUAAUCCGUGCCUUGUUCCAGAACACAGAAAGAAGAGCAGCUGCCCUUGCUAAGAUUAAAUAG
Molecule: messenger RNA, 2340 nt
Organism: Puma concolor (puma)
Lineage: Eukaryota; Metazoa; Chordata; Mammalia; Carnivora; Felidae
Gene: ZW10
Product: zw10 kinetochore protein
Biological process (GO): endoplasmic reticulum to Golgi vesicle-mediated transport; mitotic spindle assembly checkpoint signaling; mitotic cell cycle
Cellular component (GO): chromosome, centromeric region; nucleus; RZZ complex
Source: RefSeq, a predicted model, not a curated record